AUGUUUCCCUCGCUUGUUUUCAAUUCAUUUGCUGAACUUGACUCAAAAAUGGAGGAAUUCCAAGCUGUAUGGCAACCAUCUCUCUUUGUUUAUGUUUUAUUAAGAAAACGGGCUCUAUGUAUGCUAAAAGGCACACAUGUCCAUGGUCGAAAGAUGAGCCUGACAAACAACGAUUAGUCUACAAAAAGUUCAACUAUGAGUGUUUCCACUAUGGCUAUGGCAAACGAACCACAGAUGGUCACGAAAACAAGUAAUUUCACACAGUCUAAUACAAAAUUUGAAGAACUCUGAAGACUGGUUGUAAAUCUGUGAUUUAUGUCACUUGCCGUAAUGAUCAGUUGCUCAUUGGGCGCUUCGACAUGAGGCAUAACCACCCGGUUUCGGGUUCUUCCGGAAAUGUCUAUCGGCGCAACCGUCGGCUAAACGCUGACCAGCAGGCUGCCGUUAAGGAACAUCUUAAGGCAGAUCCUCAAGAGUUCAUGCUAAAGGAAUACAUACAGAGUACCUUGUUUGUUUGACUUUACGUCUUAGAUUCUUUUCAAGUCUAUAUGACAACAUCAGAGGUCCGGAAUCUAAAAAGGAAACUACAGCCUCGAAAGAUCGCAAAAGCAACCAUUGGUCCAACUCUAAAGAAGCUUCAAGAACAAGGACUCCUGGAAUUGCUGGUUGAUGGAGAAGGCACAUAUCAGCUGAUUGCAUUUACUACACAGGAACUUAUGAAAGAGUUCCACCAGUAUCCCGAAGUAAUUCAGAUUGAGGAAGUUCGUCUGUCAAGUGAUCGUCCAUAUUCCAUAUACUGCGUUUCUAUCGUUGACCGCGAUGUGCAUACGCGGGCUGUUUUCUUCGCCUUUUUGUUCAACAAAGGGGAAAAAACCUUCCGGUACAUGCUAAGAGCCUUCAAAAAUUUGAUGAGUCUAAAGAUAGAUGAGCUGGAAACUGUCUUUAUCGACGUCGAGUUUUCGAAGUCGCAUGUUGUUCGGCAAGAACUAUCUUGGACCAGGCUCCUCCUACGUCAGGUACUCGUGCUCAAAGAUGUCAAGAGUCAAAUAAGUCCUGAUAUGCCGUGUGGACGAAAAGCCCUUUUCCAAUACUUUUAUACUGCACUAACAACCCAAUCUCGCUCAACUUACCUGCGAGCUCUUGAAGACAUAAUAAAUGCUUCUCCAGAACUGUGGGAGUACAUUAACGACACAUGGAUACCGUGCGCAGAUCAGUGGGCUGAGCACCUGCGGCUUUCACAGGUAACUUUUGGUGUGGACAAAAGAAACAACUGGGGUGAGACCUCUGAGCCUCUUCAGUCUGUCUUGAAUGAGGACUCCUCAGUAGACGAUUGCGCGGAGGUCCUGCUUGGUUUUGCGCUCCGGAAAGCCAGGACUCCACCUUCCUAUGAUCACAACUCUGCUGCGCACUAUCCUGGACAGCCAGAAGAUAUAAAGGCAUUGCUCCGGUUGAUUUCCGAACCGUCGGCCAGAUGUGUGCUCAACCACCUCAGUGAGCCCGCUGGCGAAAAUGUUCUCACUCUCCUCUCAGAACGCAAGUGCUUUUGUUCCUUCAAUCGUCAGUGGCGACUGCCUUGUUCCCACCUAAUAGCUGCCGCCCGGGCAGCAUACGUCCCACUCCAAAGUUUGCUAAAGGAUUCCCGUUGGCUAGUCAUUUGGCCAUCUGUAGAAGAUGUGCUCUCUAAGUCGUCAGUCUUGCAACUUCGAGAUCAGAGCUGGCUUGCCGACGUCAAGUUCUCAAGCAUUACGCCACAUGUGCACAACCUGCAGGACCUGGCUGUCACAUCAGAAUCCGACAAGUUACCGAGACGUGCUAAAGAAGUAAGCACACUAGAUAACAAAUGGUUGUUGGAGAGUGCAACUGAGGGGCGUAGUUGUUCUGCCCCCCUUCGAAGACACCUCUAGUAAUCUGUCCAAAGUGCUUGACUCGUCAGUUUUUACUUUAACCUGCCUUCUAUUUCUCCCUUGUACAUUUGAAAAUUCCAUCUGUAUAUACGCCGCUUUUCAUCUCACUUUGUAUUUUUGAGAAAACCGGAGGAUUUCGUAGUUUCCAUCUAGUUGCCGCGCGUAUUAGCAAGCAUCAGGUGAGAAGGGUUGUUCGCAAACUACAGAUUUUGUUCAUUCGGUGCCGAACACCUGUGGUAGCUACUCGUCUUAUAUACUGAUUACUUAGUCAGCCCAGAUAUUGUCUCCCGUCUCGCAACUUGUCUAUAAAUCCUUUGUAUAUCCAAGAUCUUGGUAAUAGCGUUUUCCCUGGUGUAUGACCAGGGGUAUGACUCACUAAAGUAUUUCGUGAAUGAAUCAAAGGCAGCGAGAGUCUCCGGCUUCUCUUUUUUCGACUUAGUCGCCCAUUCGCGAUCCGUGCAACUACAUCCGGCGUCUUUUUGUGACGGAAAGUCUAAACUAAUACUUGCACUUGUUUUGAUUUGUCGCUUGGGAUACAGCCUACGCAAGUAGGUUCGGCCCAGCGACCGUUAUCGCCAUUUCGACCUGUAUCUUCUUGGAAGUGUUGUUAGGUGCUGCACUUCUGGCUUCUAUGUCUCUGUGAAAUGCGGCACUGGCCCUCUAUACAGUAGUCAAGGCCUCGCCUUGUCGAUUCACCGCACUUUCCUAUUCUGGCACUCAUGACACCCGCAAAAACGCUGCGCGUUGGCACACAAGUGACUGUUAUCCAUAACUCUUUGUAGGGAGCUUCAUUUAGCGCUACAGGAACAUCUUUCACUUGGGCUAUCACACCGUUGUCACUUCUGCUGUAAAUUCAGUGGAGACUUUUUUGUUUGUUAGUCCUCCCCGCCUUUAUUCUGGAUCAUCUGCUUCGGCGCAAGCUAGCCUUCUUCAACUAGAGACGCUUUAGAGGCGGUUUGCGUCUGUGUCAGUGAGGCAAAAUGACUGCAGACAACCAGAAUGACACCAGCCACAGUGGCGUUAUUCUUGGGACAGUCCAUGUUACACCUUGCGGGUCGUGCUUUUUCGGCGAAAUUUCGUCUGAGUUUAGCAGACGGGCCAGAAUUGUCCCAGACACCCUCGUUGACAUCACAACCAUUCGGGAAUCUAGUACUAAACCGACGCAAUGUCUGAAUUUGUGCAUCAUUUGCAGGCCUCCGAGUCCGCAGUUUGCUCUUGAUGUGUACGGGGGUUCCAAAUACCUUGCAAACGAUAAUUACGGCUGGACUGCGAAUGCAGGCCGCACGGCUUUAUGACGCUACCGCAUAUGUCGCUGCAGUUGAGGAUUGCGCUUUGAUGCCAACCUUGCCAUUGGCACAGAGGUCCAUUUGGGUUUUGACGGUUAUCAAGAGAGUUCCGCUGAGGACGUUCUGUCAAAGAGUUGUUUUUCGCCUUUAAUAUGCAAUGCCGAAAUUAGUCGUCGCACUAUGCGCCGAACAUACUGAUCGCAGUUUAGUUCAGUUUCGUAGGUUAUGUGCUCCUUUCUAAUAAAACGAUGUCGCCGUCCUAGAGUCACCCGCUUAGAGCGUCGCGUCCGGCUUUCCCUUGUCAACCAAGAGUGUGAACAGGAGCGGCCUGAUGGCGAACCCUGGAGGGAUGCUACUUUUAGUAGCAGCCCAUCCUGGCACAUAUCUCCCAACAGUAACUUUUUAUUUCCGUUCAAAGAUAAAAAUUGCCUAGCCUAGAAAGUUUCCAUUAUCGCCCGAUUGAGAUAGGGAGGAGGCGCUGGUACGGGACGCGACCAAAGAUCAUGUUUAAGUAGGAAUAGAUCACACGGGGGUCUCGUCUCAUGCCUUUGUCUAAUUUUCCCCUUGCAGUUGGGACGUAGGCGGGGCAAGAUCGGUUUUGCCAAAAGCGUCUGGGUUGUCCUAAAGAAGGAGUUCUCUUUUAGGUGUUCCUUCUUCCAUACUUUAGCGUGUAUACUUGAGGUUCUCUGACUUGUACUUUUUCCUUAGAACCGUGAGUCGUCUUUGUGACUUGGUCCGACAUUUUCCACUUUCUGGGGUUCUGAGAGCUUGCCACAAUCCGGUGACCACUGAUGUAUUAUGAAGAGGGAUCCAGUAGGUUCUUACUUAGUUUCUUUUGGAAGUGCGCCUGAAACCCCGUCCGGGUCUGGGGAUGUAGCUGAAUUCAAGUUCCUCAACUCCUAGUUUUCCAUGAUAUCGGUCAAUUGAAAUAAGUGCACUACACUCGGUGUCCAAGGGACAGCAGGUUCCUGCUUCUACUUGUUUGGCAAAGGCAGACCGAAAAAAACGUAAGAAGUCCGUCUUCUGCUGACUCCAUUUUUCUAAAUCUUUAUACUUUGUGAAGUAAGCACGACCUCUAGUGCCCUACGUAGACAUGAGGUGCCAUUGGUUUUCUC
Molecule: messenger RNA, 4305 nt
Organism: Spirometra erinaceieuropaei
Lineage: Eukaryota; Metazoa; Platyhelminthes; Cestoda; Diphyllobothriidea; Diphyllobothriidae
Source: the annotation of a GenBank genome assembly